CUGGCUGGGCUGAGUUCAUUUGAUUUUAUUUGGGUUUGUUUAUAAUUUAUUUAUUUGACUCACACCAUCAUCGUAAAGCAGAAGAAAGGGAAGUGUUGGCAACUCGGGUUGAAUUAAAAAAAAAAAACCACCCCAAACUUUUCAUCAACUUUUGGCGAUGGGCUGUAUUGGAUACUUUCUGUUUCUGUGUGGGUUGAGUCGGGCUAUGGCAAGUUAUCCAAUCUGGUGGUCCUUGGCCAUCGGUCACCAGUAUUCCUCCCUGGGGACUCAGCCCAUCCUCUGCGGCAGCAUCCCAGGGCUGGUCCCGAAGCAGCUGCGCUUCUGUCGGAACUAUGUGGAGAUCAUGCCCAGCGUGGCAGAAGGGGUCAAGAUCGGGAUCCAGGAGUGCCAGCACCAGUUCCGUGGGAGGAGGUGGAAUUGCACCACCGUCAAUGACAGCCUGGCCAUAUUUGGGCCUGUGCUAGAUAAAGCUACCAGGGAGUCGGCCUUUGUCCACGCCAUCGCCUCCGCGGGUGUUGCUUUUGCGGUGACCAGAUCCUGCGCCGAGGGCUCAGCCACCAUCUGCGGCUGCGAUACCCGCCACAAGGGGCCCCCCGGGGAAGGCUGGAAAUGGGGAGGCUGCAGUGAGGACGUGGAGUUUGGGACCAUGGUGUCUCGAGAGUUCGCGGACGCCCGGGAGAACAGGCCGGAUGCUCGGUCAGCCAUGAACAGGCACAACAACGAAGCUGGGAGAACAUCCAUUAUUGAUCACAUGCAUCUGAAGUGCAAAUGUCAUGGUCUGUCAGGCAGCUGUGAGGUGAAGACAUGCUGGUGGUCCCAGCCAGACUUCAGGGUCAUCGGUGACUAUCUCAAGGACAAAUACGACAGCGCUUCUGAAAUGGUGGUGGAGAAGCAUCGGGAGUCCCGUGGCUGGGUCGAGACGCUCAGGCCCAAGUACAACUUCUUCAAGGCCCCAACUGAGAGAGACCUGGUUUACUAUGAGAACUCACCAAACUUUUGUGAGCCGAACCCCGAGACGGGCUCCUUUGGGACCCGCGACCGGAUCUGCAACGUCACCUCCCACGGGAUCGACGGAUGCGACCUUCUGUGCUGCGGCCGCGGGCACAACACAAGGACUGAGAAACGGAAAGAGAAGUGCCACUGUAUCUUCCACUGGUGCUGCUACGUCAGCUGCCAGGAGUGCAUACGAGUCUACGACGUUCACACGUGCAAGUAAAGCAGGAGUUCCCUGGACAGGCUCCGUGCGGAGAAAUGGAUUUGAGCCUGCUUCUUCUGAGGUUGUGUAGAUGGGAAAGAUCUACCUUUUUUUUAUAGUAAAAGAAAAAAUAAAAAAGGCUAAAACUGGCUGGAUAGAAUAGAUCUAAUGACUUCUUGGUCGUCCCAAGAUGCAUCUGGAGGCUAACAUUACAAACAUGGAACUCCAUACAAAAAGAUUAUGCACCGGUUAGGAGGCUGUGAUUUCUUUAAUUACCCAACAGAACAGAACUGCGGAGAAGAUUGUUAGCAGGGGCAAUGACUCUUUGCUCUUCUCUCAACUAACCUGAAGAGACUCAUGCUAUUAAGUGUCCUUUGAAAGACUUGCAACUUCCUAAACACCUUCUGUUCCCAACCCAAUAGGAAGAGGUGAUGUCAGACAGCAGCUCUCAGCGUGCUGAGAUCCUUUCCAAGCCCCAGCAACCAGAGUCUGUGUGCAACAUGAAUGGCAAAAAAUUAAAAUAAAAUAAAACAUUCAAUUCAUUAAAAAAAACAAACAAACUUUUCUUCCACUUCUUCCGGGAACAGGGGAAUUCUGCAAACAUUCCUUAGUGCUGUACAAUGGACGAGCUCUUAGCAUGAACUUUUUAACAUAGUGGUUUCUGCCAGAUUUGACAUAGGACGCAGUGACACAUUUAGUACUUCUGCAGAGAAAGAGACUGCGGAUGGAUUGCUACCAAGGUCCCACUGACACCAGUGCAACAGGCGUGGUAGAUGCUGUGAUCUAGAUACACAUGCGUGCACGUCAUACAUAAAAACUCAGUGCCCAGAAGGGGACCCAGCAAACGCAUGGCCACGGAGACCAAAAUGGCUCUUUUUCCUCAGCUGACACACCAGCAGACAUUGACCCAACUGUGGCCUGUGGAGGCAGGGGUGUGACUCAGCCGAUUAGAAGGAGGAUGCCCGUUGAGACGUGCAGUGGGGUAGGGCGCAAACCGCCUGUGAUUAAGGUGGUGAGGACAUCGUUUCUUUGCACCACAGGCCAGCAAGGAAAGGAGAGCAGGAAAGGUGUUUCCCCACCUCUGCUUAAGAAACAAAGUAACCUUGGAAAGUGCACUUAGUUCAUUUCAUCGGCUCCGUACAGCUUCUGCAGAACCCUCAGAACAGAACUCUGUAGGGAACAGCGGUUCUGAAGGACUGUGUGAUAUGUGUUGCUAGACAAACCCUGACCUAGAACAGCCUUGGACUCUGGCCAAGUUUGGAGCCAGAUCCAACCUCCGCCACUAGUGUCUCUAUAACAGGCCAAAUCAAAAACCUUGUGUCUGAACCACCCUCGACUUUGGGAAAGUUUGGAUCCAGCUCCAAAUCCCAACUCUGCAGCACAGCCCUAUCUCUGCUGUUUGGCUGUUUCGCCUCUUUGACUCCAUUCCUUUGCCCGUGUUGCAAGCUGUCGUACCUCUGAUACCUAGAUCGGGAUUGCCAAUUUACAGUAGCAAAGGUAACUUGCUGUCUGGUAAUCCGGGCUCCACCUGGGGUUGUGGGUUCUCAGGCCUGACUCUUCACACUGGCUGGAGGUCCCAUCUAGAGAAAUGGGAAAGGGACUGAUUUUUUUUUUCUUCCUUUUGCCAUCAAGAAUUGCAGAAAUGGAAAUGAGGAUAGAGCAAAGGGAGCCUUUCCACUGACUGCCGGGGGAGCUGGAUCACCACUUUGGGCUAGGUUGUGACUACACACCUGCGUGGGGAAAUACAAGCACCUCCUCGAUCCCCCAUGCUGGCUUGCCCUCUGCAACCCGAGCAGAUGAGCUGGGAGAAUGCAGCCGAGACAAGGAAUGAACGGAGCCUAAUCCCCACGGAGAAAAAUGGGGAGGGAGUUGUGCCCCAGAGGCACGUUUCUGAGUCCCAGAGCCUCCCGGACUACUUCUAAAUUGAGCUGUGCCCAGAGGCACAAGCUAGCCCUCUGGAUUGACGGGGUCAGUUUUGUCUACUCUGUAUCUAAAGGCUGACUGAUGCCAGAGUGACUUCAUCUGUGGUUUAGAAGAGAGAAAGAACGUAUACAUAGAGAAUUAGGCAUGGUUUUUGCAUCCCUGCCCAUCCUGGCUAAUAACCAUUGCAGAAGGAAAUGGCCUAGGAUAGGGAUAGUCGUGCGCUAGCUUUAAAAGGAAGGGAAACAGCUGGACAUUUUAGAAAAUCUUAUCUGAAGUGGAAGGAGUCCUUAGAACAAACUGGAAAAGAUUUGGGAAGGAAAAAAAUAAAUAAAUGCAGUUUACACUCAUGAUCCAGAGAGAGCAAACACAUGGGCAGAUGCUAGGCCGGUCGCUUAAUGCCCUUCUAGAAGGAGCUCGCAUGCCUUGAGGAUGAGGGCUGCCCCAGAGCCUGAACACCACAGAGCACAAGUGUGGGUUUAACAAUCAUUGGGGGCUAACUUCACUGCUGGUGCAAGUCCAUUGACUUUCAAUGGGAUUAGGCCAGCAGAGAAUUUAGCCCUUAUACAUUGGAGUAAGGUAGUUUAAAAUCUGUCCCUGCUUAACGCUCAUGCAAAGACAUGAGUUAGGGGUUCUGAGUGUCCCUGGGGAGAACCGGCCAGCCUGACUCUGGCCUCACAUCACUUCGGCAGCAUUCUAGCUCCACCAAGAGUUACUUCUGAUUUACCCCACUGUGAGUGCGAUCAGAAUCGAGCCCACCAUCGCUAGCUCUCAACUCUGCUUGGGAAGUGUGAGGAAAAGUCCAGGCACUUGCUAAGCAACGGCCUGUUCCGGGGAACACACAAAAUCUUGAGCCUAAAUUGUGGCAGGUGGGUGAAAUGAGGAACGGAUCUGCAGUGGAGAUGGGCCUCAAGCUGCCACGUUCAGACUGGGGUUCAGAUUUCAAACAGCUUGACAUUUGGGGGCGCCCCCCGCAGAACCAAGGAUUUUGAGCUAGGCCCAUAUCCAAUUUCUCAACAUCUUUCUUGUUCUAUUGUAAAUAUUCAUCAUCAUAGAGCCUAAGGAGGCGAUCCAGCCCCCAUUUCAAACAGUGAAAAGACAACUGCAUGCAUUCUGUUAAUGACCCCAAAUGCAUUUGUGAGUUCUAGUCCCAGGUCUGAUCCUUCAGAGGAGAGAGAGAUGGUUUAGCCGAGGUCUGGGUGCCACCAGUCUGCUUUCUGAGACUGGCUCCAUCUAUCACCUUGGGCAAGUCAUUGGGACCUCAUGUUGCAAAACUGGCCACUGAUUUGGGGCAUCCAGUUUAAGGUGUGUUAAGGAGUCUCACCUUGAAUUUGCACCCAAGACCCAAGGCCACUUCUGGAAAAUUACGGCCGCAGCCUCUCUCUGCUUCAGGUUGUCAUACUGUGUAACAGGAGUGAUACCGCCUGCUUCCCUGAGGUGUCAUAUUCAUUAUUUACUGUCUGGGAAGCACUUUGCAAAUGUCAAAUGCUAAGAGUCACCACAAUCUUAAACAGGGUUUCACAAAAUCUUUCCCUUCCACCUUUAUUUAUUCUGUAUACACAACACACUUAGGCCAAAAACCACAGCACCAUUCAUCUCCUAACGCUGACAAAUGUGAACUGUCCCGCCCGCCCUGAAUAAAACGCAGUGUUUUUCCCUUGUCUUCUUGCGUGUGACCAAAUGUAUCUUGGGACCAGACGGCACAUACCGUGAGGGGGAAAGAUACAUCAAGCCAAGAAACACAGCUGUAUAAAGAAAAAUAAGUAAGAAAGAAAAAAAACCAUAAUCCUCUUCUUAAAUGCUGCUAUUCCACAUCUACUGUAGCUAUAAAACCAGGCCUGAUGGGUCACAAUGAUCCCUGAUACAACUCCAUUGCAGCCAGUGGAGGGACCCCAGGGAAGAAUUUGGCCUUAUUUUGUUUUCUUUCUAUGAAAGAAAUUGGUUUUUGUUUUGUUUUGUUUUGUUUUUUGACUUAGGGGGUGUUUAUUUUAGGGUCAAGGGAAGAAAAAGGGAGGGAAAAGGUGUGAAGUUUUCUACCAACCUCCUGCCCUCCCCCCCCCCCCACACACCCGGAGAUACCUGUUCAUGGCUUAGGUGGGUUUCAAUAGGGCGUGUAGUGUCAGGUACUAUGGGUCUGAUCAAAAGCAUAUUGAAGGCAAUGGGAAUCUUUCCUCUGAUUUCAAUGGGCUUUGCAGCUAGUUUUAUGGCAGUCGUGGCCUAAGCCUGAGAGAAGACUGUGAGUAUAACCCACUUGUAAAGUGUAUGUGUGGUGUCCCUCUCUAUUGGCUAGUCCACAGACAGGAGAACACCCUACUACUGCAGCCAGUGUCACUCCUUUAGCUGAAGUGGUAGCGUUUGAUGCUGAAGAGGCUAGGUUCAAGCCUGCGGAGGAUAUGCAAUGGGAGAGGGCGGUCACAGCAGCAGUACCUAAUGGGAGGCGUGGGGGCUCACCUGAGCAUCGACUCCUCUUCAGAGCUGCCAUAGGCGUCUCUCGACUCUUUAACUACAGGUUUGGGAAGAAAUGUAUUUAAAAAACAGGCAUGCAAAACAAAUCAUAUGUUCGGGCUAAGCUGGACCCAAGGAUGUAGACAACUUCCUGUCUCCCACCGCCCUGAGCCUUUCCUCCUUCAGAGCUGAAGCCACCAAGCAGGAAAGACCUUCCAGACAGUGAUGUACCCAGUCAAAUGGGCUGUGUGCCCAUGGUAAUAGCCCCUCUAGCUGAAUA
This is a messenger RNA of Malaclemys terrapin pileata, 5840 nucleotides long. It is a transcript of the gene WNT3A, whose product is annotated as Wnt family member 3A. Gene Ontology annotation, biological process: canonical Wnt signaling pathway; multicellular organism development; neuron differentiation. Gene Ontology annotation, molecular function: cytokine activity; frizzled binding. The coding region runs from base 158 to 1216 and encodes 352 amino acids. The transcript is spliced from 4 exons. Gene Ontology annotation, cellular component: extracellular region. The record is from RefSeq and is a predicted model, not a curated record. Lineage: Eukaryota; Metazoa; Chordata; Testudines; Emydidae.